UCACACAUGCUUGGAAUGUAAAUGCAAAAGUAUGUAGGAAGGGCUCGAGGAGAAAAGGGAGUUUGAGGUAAAGGGAAGAGAGAGGGAUGGUUACAGAGAUACAAAGAGGGGCAGGUCCAAUGGGGAACCGACAGUGGGGUGUCAACCUACUAAACCUCGGUAUAGUAUAAAAUGAAGCAGGCAGAGCUUGUUCGGCCUUUGCUUUAGUUGUGGAGGAAAGAGGAGUCUUUUGUUCCUGAUUGAACUACCCAGUGCCACCCUGAUCAAACCCUAACUGAGCACUUGCCUCUGACUUUGUAACAAGAAACAUGACGGCCAUCAAUGCACCUCGGGACAAAUACAAUGCAGUAUGGAUAAUUUUUUUUAUCCUGGGCUUGGGAACCCUCUUACCAUGGAAUUUCUUCAUGACGGCAACAAUGUACUUCACAAGUAGGCUGAAGGACCCACCCACUGACCUCCCCUUCAAUCAGACGGCAAAUGAGACUUUGGAGGGCGGAGACACUCGCAAUGUGCUGGAGUCAAAGUUUAACAAUGUGAUGACGCUCUGCGCCAUGGUGCCUCUGCUCAUCUUCACCUGCCUCAACUCCUUCCUACACCAGAGGAUUCCUCAGAAGUUUCGUAUCUCUGGCAGCCUGGUAGUCAUCCUGGUGGUUUUCCUGUUGACGGCGGUGUUAGUCAAGGUGGACGUGGCCCCACUGCCCUUCUUCACCAUCACUAUGAUCAAAAUUAUCUGCAUCAACUCGUUCGGGGCAAUUCUUCAGGGCAGUUUGUUCGGGCUGGCGGGGAUACUGCCUGCCUCCUACACCACUCCCAUCAUGAGUGGACAGGGGCUGGCCGGCACCUUUGCUGCUUUCUCCAUGAUCUGCGCACUGGCCUCUGGAUCAGCCCUUCAGGACAGCGCUUUUGGUUACUUCAUCACAGCCUGUGUUGUUAUUCUCCUGGCCAUAAUGUCCUACUUCGUUCUGCCCAGGAUGGAGUUUUUCCAGUACCACAUGGAGAGUAAUGGAUCCAGACCCUCUGCCGAUGAGGAGAACAAGAUGGACUUACUUAAAAAAGAAAGUUCAGCAGAGAAGCGACCGGUGGUGAGUCUGAUGGAGGACGAGGCCAAACCCACCGUGUCUGUGGUAAACAUCUUCAAACAGAUCUGGGUGAUGGCUCUGUCAGUGUGCUUCAUCUUCACCGUCACCAUCGGAACAUUCCCAGCCGUGACAGUGGAGGUCGAGUCGACGGUAGCAGCUGGAGGCGCCUGGGGAACUUACUUCAUCCCCGUGUCAUGUUUCCUCCUCUUUAACCUGAUGGAUUGGGCUGGCAGGAGUCUGACGGCCGUCUGUAUGUGGCCGGGCAAAGACAGUAUGUGGCUUCCUGUCCUGGUGGGUCUGCGGGUCGUCUUCGUCCCUCUCUUCAUGCUGUGUAACGUCCAGCCUCGUAACUACCUCCCUGUGCUGUUUGGCCACGACGCCUGGUACAUCGUCUUCAUGAUCUUCUUCUCUUUCUCCAAUGGAUACCUGGCCAGUCUCUGCAUGUGCUUCGGACCUAAGAAGGUCUCCCAGCAUGAGGCGGAGACGGCCGGGGCCAUCAUGGCCUUCUUCUUGUCCCUCGGCUUGGCGCUGGGCGCUGCAGUCUCAUUUGCUUUCCGGGCCAUGAUCUAAAAGAUCUCCAGUCAAACCUUCAGUAGUUGUAGACUUAGAUUAGACCACCCCGCCCUCAAACACUCUCCCCAUCUUUACCCGUCAUGGGAGAGCCAUGCUUCUCUACAACAAUCUCCGCGACUGAGUGGAGACAGCAUGACAGAUUAGAAGACUAGAGGACCUCAGUCUUCUGAAGAUAGACGGUAGAGACUUGUCUCAUCCAGACAUCUCGGCAACAAUAUAAGCUGAAACAUGUUAAGUGAAUAUUAGUUCUCUCGAUGCCAUUGAUCAAACGGGUUGUUUCUCUGUGAUGGAAUUGAAGAGUUCAUAGUGUAACUCAACAAGUGACUCGUCAUGACAGCAGAAAUUUUUCAAGAUGUGUUUUAAGUUUCCCCGGAUAUCCCGAAUCCUGAGCCCAGUGUUAAUGAAGACGUCCUGUACACAGAGUAUCCUCGAGCCUCAUUCAUAAAAAGUUAUUGUGAUAAAAUGGCUUGUAAAGUAAUACAUUUCUUUUACUUUCUUUAGAAAUCCUAUGAAGUUAUGAUGGUGUGUACAUUAAGUCUCAACACAUUUUUAUUAAUGAGGCUCUUGGAUUAAAAUUUACCGUUUUAUUUGGAUGAGCCAAACAGCAGAAUCUAUCAGUUUGUAAACUGAUCUCAAUGUGACUUUUUUUUUUUAUGACUUCACUCUGGACUGGUGCAGCUUUUUAACUUUGAUCAAGCCAAAUACAUAGACAACAUGGGAAAAUGAUGAAUUUUGAAGGGAGAUUACCAUUAUCCAUCCAACGGCUAAUUAUAAAUGUGCCUUGUGUAAACCGCUUCGCUCCCUCGUUCUACUUGUCGAUUUGGGUCACUUGUAUUUUUAAACUUCCUCAUAACAAAUGAGUAAAUUCUCAAAGAAUGUAAGGCUGGACUAAAUCCUAAAGACCAUGUUUCAAUCAAUCUGCUGAAUAUUCGUUGUCUUAGAGAGUAGUGUUUGUUUUUUAGUUAUAGAUGAAGUACCAGUGUGGGUCUAUUUGGUUUGUCAGAAAACACAGAGGUCACGUUUUCUGUCUAGAUUUGUCAGCCCACAUGUUGAAGUUUUUACUGUUACUGUGUCUUCCUGAUAAACAUAUUUUGCCACAAUGUAUUUUUGAACGCAGCAAAAAGAAAAUAUACAGCCAGUGAUGUUUUUUUUUUGUUUUUUUUAAAUCUCAUUCUUUCGCCUUCAUGAGCCUGUGACAUUUCUCAUUUAAACAUGUUUUCAUAGAUAAGUUUUGUAUCCAAAAUAGUUUUUAGAUUGUUUUUUAAACUUUACGACUUGGCUCUCGCUGAGUUGGUGGUGUUAUGAAUGAGGAGGUAAAAGGCCUCGUGCCCGUCAGUGUUAUAUUUUUGUGGCCUUUUGGAUGCUUUUUUUUUUUAUAAGUCUGCUUUAAUUGUCCAAAUAUUACUCAUAAUGCAAGCUGUAUAGAUCCUAACUGCCUGUUUUUUUAAAAGCACAUUGGUCUGUUCUUCCAUACUUAGUGUUUGGUUGGUAUGGGAGUCAUGGACCAUUAAAAAGUUACUUAUAUUGCAGCUUCAAACCGUUCUGUGAUAAAAUAAAACUGUAUUUUUAAGAA
This is a messenger RNA of Sander lucioperca (pikeperch), 3225 nucleotides long. RefSeq names its product equilibrative nucleoside transporter 1-like. The coding region runs from base 309 to 1649 and encodes 446 amino acids. Gene Ontology annotation, cellular component: plasma membrane. NCBI's taxonomy places the organism in Eukaryota, Metazoa, Chordata, Actinopteri, Perciformes, Percidae. Gene Ontology annotation, molecular function: nucleoside transmembrane transporter activity. The record is from RefSeq and is a predicted model, not a curated record. Gene Ontology annotation, biological process: nucleoside transmembrane transport; uridine transmembrane transport. The transcript has 13 exons.